This is a messenger RNA of Girardinichthys multiradiatus, 1170 nucleotides long. RefSeq lists its product as uncharacterized. The record is from RefSeq and is a predicted model, not a curated record. The coding region runs from base 8 to 1159 and encodes 383 amino acids. NCBI's taxonomy places the organism in Eukaryota, Metazoa, Chordata, Actinopteri, Cyprinodontiformes, Goodeidae. The transcript is spliced from 3 exons.
CUCCCAGAUGAAGGACUGUGAGACUAAAACAGGUCUGAGUCUCCUUCCAUCAUUACAGUCAGUUUUCCAGUCAGCUUCUCCAGUCUGGACCAUAAAGUUCUCAGAGAGAAAGACCUCCAUCCUCCUGGAAGUGAUGAAACUCCAAUCAGAGAAGAAACCAGUGGAGCUGAUGGACUGGUCACAUGAAGAGAGUGAAGUGAGGAGUUUCCUACAGUGUCUACCUUAUAUCUCACAGCUCAGGUUUUAUCAUUGGAGGUCAGAUCUUCAUGAACAAACCAGGUUCUUAGUGAAUCUGUUCUGUGCAGCAGCAGAGAGAGACCAGCAGACAGGAGAGAAGAUGCUGGAGAUGUUAGCAUCAGUCUGUAGAUAUAAAACAUUCCCUUUAGAGGAACGAUACAUGGAUGAUGAUGAUGAUGAUGAUGAAUAUCAGAGUGACUUCCUGCUGGAUCUGUUCUCCCAGAUGAAGGACUGUGAGACUAAAACAGGUCUGAGUCUCCUUCCAUCAUUACAGUCAGUUUUCCAGUCAGCUCCUGCAGUCUGGACCAUAAAGUUCUCAGAGAGAAAGACCUCCAUCCUCCUGGAAGUGUUGAAACUCCAAUCAGAGAAGAAACCAGUGAAGCUGAUGGUCUGGUCACAUGAAGAGAGUGAAGUGAGGAGUUUCCUACAGUUUCUACCUUAUAUCUCACAGCUCAGGUUUUAUCGUUGGAGGUCAGAUCUUCAUGAACUAACCAGGUUCUUAGUGAAUCUGUUCUGUGCAGCAGCAGAAAGAGACCAGCAGACAGGAGAGAAGAUGCUGGAGAUGUUAGCAUCAGUCUGUAGAUAUAAAACAUUCCCUUUAGAGGAACGAUACAUGGAUGAUGAAUAUCAGAGUGACUUCCUGCUGGAUCUGUACUCCCAGAUGAAGGACUGUGAGACUAAAACAGGUCUGAGUCUCCUUCCAUCAUUACAGUCAGUUUUCCAGUCAGCUCCUGCAGUCUGGACCAUAAAGUUCUCAGAGAGAAAGACCUCCAUCCUCCUGGAAGUGAUGAAACUCCAAUCAGAGAAGAAACCAGUGAAGCUGAUGGACUGGUCACAUGAAGAGAGUGAAGUGAGGAGUUUCCUACAGUGUCUACCUUAUAUCUCACAGCUCAGGUACAGUCCUUCUACUUCACUGUUUUAACUAUUCAAGAA